AUGACAAAUGCAUUGAUUUAUAUGUUGGUGAAAGACAACAUGCCGCUUUCUUCCACUGAAAAAGAUGGUUUCAACUACUUCAUAAAAAAAGCUCUGCCAUUGUAUAAAGCACCAUCAAGAAAGACAAUAACUAAACUUAUUAGUUCCAAGUACGAUGUAUUAUCGGGUCAAAUAAAAAAUAAAUUAUCUCUGGUGGAAAGUAUCACACUUACUACAGACAUAUGGACAGAUACUAUCAAUACCAAAAGUUAUCUAUAUGUAAGUUAUCUGUUAUAUAUAGUUAUCUGUAUUACAGUUCAUUAUCUAAGUUUCUGCAAAUUAAAUUUAGAAAGUGUGGUACUUGGAGUGUUAGAACUUGAUGAGCGUCAUACAUCUGAAAAUAUUGCCAAGUGGCUGGACAGUGCUCUUCAGGAAUGGGGUAUUGAAAAACGUCAAAUUUUUUUGGUCGUAACUGACAAUGGUGCUAAUAUUAAAAACGCUGUGAGCGUGUGUUUUGGUAAGGAUAAACAUUUGCCAUGCUUCGCACAUACGAUAAAUCUUGUAGUACAAAACGCAUUGGGCAACACUGACAAUAUUGCUACUUUAAUAAAUAAGGUAAAACAUUUAGUUACAUUUUUCAAGCAAUGUGUAUCUGCAUCUGACGAGCUGCAUAAAGUCUGUGCAUUUAAAUUAAAGCAAUCAGUUUCAACAAGGUGGAAUUCUGUGUAUUAUAUGUUAGACAGGUUUAUUAAUUGUUCUGACCAUGUAGCAUCUAUUAUCGUGAAGUUCCCUAAAGGUCCUACCAUGAUAACUGGUUCUGAGCUGUUUAUUGCUAAAGAAAUCAUGCAUCUACUAAAACCUUUCGAAGCUGCUACUAAAGAAUUAUGUGAACAAAAAUAUAUAACAGGUAGUAAAAUUAUCCCAUUGAUGCAUUGCUUGAUAAAAAAAAUUGAAUCAGUAGAAGUGAAUAGUGUUGUUGCUUCGAAUUUAAGUAACAAUUUACAAACCAGAUUUGGUAGAGUAGAGUAUGUGAAAAUUCUUUCCAUAGCCACAAUUCGUGAUCCCCGUUUUAAAACCUUACAUUCCAAUAGUGCAGUGGCUUCUUCAAAAUCCAUCAAUGCAAUUAAAAAAAAAAUUUUAGAACUUAGAACAGACUCCAGUGAAACCAGUUCACAUAAUGAAAGUUCUUCUGAAGAUGGCCCAGAUAGCUUAUGGGCAGUACAUAAACAGUUAGUGUCAAAAAAAGCCUUAACUGAACCAAGCUUAAAUGUCAACGAAAUGCCUACAGAUCUUAAACAUUACUUAAACCAACCGACAGUGCCAUUAACUGAUAAUGUUUUAAGUUUUUGGGAUAUUCAUGGACCCAUUUAUCCUCAUUUAAAAAAAAUUGUAGAUCCUUAUUUAGGAAUGGUAGCUACUUCUGUACCUUCGGAGCGUUUUUUUUCUAAAGCAGGUCAAGUUAUGACUGAUAGUCGUAACAGGUUAACAGGUGAUAACCUUAAUAAACUCCUUUUUCUUGGAUCACUGUCAGUAAAUGAUUGGCAAUUAGAAUAA
This is a messenger RNA of Macrosiphum euphorbiae (potato aphid), 1533 nucleotides long. NCBI's taxonomy places the organism in Eukaryota, Metazoa, Arthropoda, Insecta, Hemiptera, Aphididae. The record is from the annotation of a GenBank genome assembly.